CAACAAAACUGAAAGUGUACAUAAAAAAAUGUAGACAGCAUGGCCCGUCUUCUCGCUACCGCUGUUGUCAAACUUUUCGAUCGACGGCCCUUCAUCACGAUAACUAGUGUAGCCGGAUACACGUCGACGGGUCUCGUUAGUCAUCUUAGAACUCCGUUGGAGCACGUGAAAGCCUGGCGUGAUUUCGCGACAAGUACCCGCGAGCCUGGUGCACCUCCCUCGCCUCCCGGCGGGCAGCGCGUGCAACCUCGGAAUACGCUAGUCAGCAUCGAUGACUGGGACCACGCCGAACACCUAUACCCGCAAAGCCGUGCACAGCGCGUAUUCACUGCACGUGUGGAGCGCACCCUAGUUGCCGUACUCAACAAUGACUUGCAGCUGCGCUCCUCCUUGGUAGAGCCGUACGGUCUCGUCGUACAUGCCGUACGAAUAUCCCAUGAUCGCCACCGCGCCGCCAUCCUGUGGGACUGCCGCCGCCAGCCCCCGCGGCUGGCGGAGGCAUGCCGGGCAGCCCUGGCGCGACAUGGGGGGCGGGUGCGCAGCCGGCUUGCGAUGGCGCUCGGGGCCCGCGUGGUUCCCUCCCUGGAGUGGCGGCAUGCGGCCCUGGAUGGGCCCACGCAGGUGGCGGUGGCGUUGAUGGACGAGAUUGAGCGGGAAAUGGCUGGCGGGGAGAUGCAGCCGGGUGCGAAGGAGGUGCAGGCGGGGGUAGAGACCGGGAGUUCCGCGGGAGAGAGGUAGCGGAGGAGUAGGGGAGGGAAAAGGAAGGAAAAGAGAGCCAGUCACUGGGGGACAAGUGUUGUGUGUGUUUUGGCAAAGGUGUCAGCUGUGACUUGUAAGGGGCGAGUGCCCAUAGGGUUAGUGUCCCUCACUAUUGAGCUUACCUGGCAAGUAUGAGAGUUCUUGCGUUAUGGUAACGCGCGGGAUGCAUGAAGGUGCAAAGCUUCUGUGACGCCAUCCUCUUCAUGCCUGGCAGAGCGUGCCAUGCACCAGAAACGCAUGGUGCAUUGCGCUCCUACAUGUGGGACAACUACCGAUUGCCAUGCCCGACCAAUACCCGCGCAGCAUGCACGUGGUUGCUGGGGACGUGUGCAUCGGCUGAGCUGCGAGAUGGCCAGUAGGCACGGCGUGCGUGUGUGAGUGCGUGACGCUUUCAUGAGAUGGUUUGUCCCAACAAGGUCUUGCUGUCGCUCCCAGACAUGUGUUGUAGGGCUUCCUUAGCGAUAGCUUGUUGGCAAGACGGGGCCACAAUUAACGCUGGCAACUGGAGCGAAAUUCUGUAAGGGAAUUACCCCCGGUG
Astrephomene gubernaculifera is the source of this 1297-nucleotide messenger RNA. The record is from the annotation of a GenBank genome assembly. Lineage: Eukaryota; Viridiplantae; Chlorophyta; Chlorophyceae; Chlamydomonadales; Astrephomenaceae.